AGAGGUAAACAACAGUGUUCACUCUGGGGAAGCAGUGAGAUUAGUGGGGUUCUUUACAGAGCAUGGCUGAGAGAGGUAAUUACAUGAAUGUGGGUGCAGUUGGAAAUCCUCUACCCUGCAAGGAGGGCUUCCCGGUAAUGGCACAGAUAGAGCACCCCUUCCCUGUUCUUUCCCACUCUAGACUCUGGUUUCUCCAAAUACAGCAGAUGGUAGGAAGCAACUACAUAUUCAGGUAAAGUUCUCAUAAGGGGAUAUAAAAAGUCAGAAAACCCAGUAGGGACAAACCUUUUACAAGGGGAACAGCUGAACUCCCAAAAGUAAUGAUUGCUUGACUCAGAGGACAGUCACUCACAACAACCUACAUUCAUAGGUCUUGUGUGUUCUUCCAUAAUUGAACUAGAGUUAGAGUUAAAGAUGGCACCUACUAGGCUGCAGUUGUAGCAGCCCAGAUAAGAAGUGCUGGCUCUUCCUCAAGUCAGCUCCAGAUAGCACCAUGGAUAUACAUCUUCUGUGCCCCAUCCUAUGCCGCUUCAGGUAGGUAUGUGCAGGUGAUUUGUAGACUUUCUAUAUACAUAAUUAGGGUCAAAUAUUACCUUCACAGUAAAAUACUCGUGUGUUCUGUAUGAAUAUCCUAGAGUAGUGGAACUCUAUGGAGGAGUAGCCUUGACCUAUACACCCCACAUUAAGUUUUCUGAACAUUACAUUAGCAUUUCCUUAUGCAUUCCACUACCCUUGUCUACUUUGUAGAUCUCACUGGAUGGAGAUCAGGAAGAUCGAAGUGGGCUUUCUCAACAAUUUUGUACCUUGUCAUUCUGAAAGAAAGUCCAGAGCCCCUUGCCAGCCUAUUGUUGGGCUAGCUACAACCCAUAGCCCAUUAUUCCUGCUGUUUUCCCUACCUUAGUCGGAUGAACUAGCAUAGCAUGUCUCUGCCUGAGAACCUCAGGCUCCUGGUUGCUGUUCUCUCUACUGAAUUAUCUGCUAUGGGCUGAGACCAACUGCAUAUAACUUAAUAUAUGGCUGGAUCUCUGAAAAUACAGCACAUUUCUGUUAAGUCUUUGGUUUUUGAAACAGGCUGGCCUUGAACUCAAGAUCAACCUCCUCAGCUACCUGGGUUUCAAAUAAAUGCUUUAGUCAUCACACCCAGGUCUAACAAUCUUAAUGAACAUGGUCUUUUAAAAUACAAUUUUGAGGCAAAGACAAAACAUUAAAAGUUGUUCUCCACUGCUCUAUGACAUAUUCCUGUACCUGUUUCUUGAAGGAAUUAAGACUACCCAUCUGUCUCUGUCUACAAUUAAAUUUACUUAUUUGGAUUUUGGGGACAGGGUUUGGAAACUUAGUCCUGGAUGCCCCUUGGGCUCGAUCUGUAGACCAGGGGUGCCUCAAACACAGAGAUCCACUUGUAUCUGUCUGGGAUUAAAGAUGUGCACCACUACACCUAGCUAAACUGAAAUAUAUUGGCCUUCUAAAUCCUGGGGCUAGAAGAAUAAAUGGAAAUUCAUCUUAGCAUUUCUGGUUGGUUUUUUGUUUUAUAUCUAGUUCCGCGGGCUUCCCUGGGGAGUAAGUAACAUCUUUAACUGAAGACAUGAGCUUAAGGUGUGUAUAUCUGACUCUUGGCUGGUAGCCUGUAAAUUGAUUCUGCACACAACGCGUUGGGGCCUCAACUCCGGCCUUUUUGAGGCUAUUCCUCAGGGCACCCUCUAAGGAUAGUGAGAAUUGGUCUUAUCAAGGCCUCAUUGGCAGGAAGGUAGGGUACACAUUUGAACAGAACAGGCCUCCAUUCCAGCGUCAACCCUGCACUCUGCCUUCUAAGACCCCAAAUAAGCAGCCUGCACUUCUUGCUGAAGACCACUCAAAGUACAUGUGAGAUGCUUCUCCGCCAUCACGGGCUUCCACAGUCUUCGGUCCCAAGGGAAAUUAUGGUGACAUGCUUGUAAUCGCAACAUUCUGCGAGCUCAAGGAGGCAGAUCUCCAGCAUGAGGCCAGUUUGGGGGUAUAUAAUAAGACUCAAGAAGGGGAGAAGGUUAAAGAAAAGUCUUUAAAAAACUAUAAUUAUCGGCCUGACAUCUUCAAUCCCAGUGCUAGGCAGGCUUUCGUGUUAUCCGUCAGAAUGGCACAGGCUUUUUGCCGGACGUGUCCGUUGUAUUCCAGAGAAACAUCUCCAUUAACAAGAGGCAGAGUUACAGAGUAGAUUUCUGGACUUGGCCGCCGCGUUCACCCUCAGCCCCUACCAGUCAAGGACUCGGCCUCCUGCUCCGCUGGCCUCAGGAUGCACACGUCUCGGUGGCCCAGGAGCUGGCUCUCGCUCUCCAGCGGGCGGACCAGCGGCGAAGAAACAACUCAUGGCGGCGCGCCAGGCAGUGCGCCGCGUCCGACUCAGGACCCCGACGAAGCUGCCCGAGCCACUGCCGGGCUGCGCUCGUAUGAAUCAGGACCCCGGCUGCCUCCGAAGCCGCCUGAGGCUGGGGUCCUGGCGCGUUCUGGCCUUGGUCGUUGGGACACGGGAGGCUCCGCACUGCGCGCGCAGCGCGCCUGGUUUUCCCACGGCCGGGGAGGAGGCCUGAGGCAGGCGCGGCUCCGGCGGCCGGGCGAGCGGCCUACAGAGGGCCCCAGGCGGGCGCGGGCGGUGGCUGCGGCGGCCGCGCUCGAGGCGUCGGCGCCGGCGGUGGCGAUGCUGUGGCAGCGGUUGGCUGUGGUGGAGUGGGCGGCCCUGGCCUGGGAGCUCCUGGGCGCCUCGGUGCUGCUCAUCGCCGUGCGCUGGCUGGUCCGGCGCCUGGAGAAGCGGCCGCGGGACCCGAACCGCUGCGGGACACUCUCCUCUCUGCCUGGCGCGUCUGCAGCGGUGUCCGCUCAGCCCGGUGAAGUGAUGACAAUGGACGCUAUGUUGGCUCGACUGAAACUCUUGAAUCCAGAUGACCUCAGACAAGAAGUUAUGAAAGCUGGACUGAAAUGUGGGCCCAUUACAUCAACUACAAGAUUUAUUUUUGAGAAGAAAUUAGCGCAGGCCUUACUAGAACAAGGUGGACUGCUGACUUCCUCUCUUCCAAAGCACAGUGAGGUGACUGGCACGGCAUUUAUCCAUGGCACUUCAAGGACUCCUGCAUUUGUGGACAGGAAACAAACUCAGCAGGCCUGUUUAUCUGAAGACAGAGAUUUUGGUUAUAGUGUGGGCUUGAACCCUCCAGAAGAGGAAGCUGUAACAUCCAGUGUGCACCCCAUACCCUUUAGUGCCUCCACCAGGAAUGACAACCACAAGGCUGGAGUGACAACUGCUAAGGAGCCCCUUCUGUACUAUGGAGUGUGUCCAGUGUAUGAGGAUGGCCUUGUGAGACACGAAAGGAUCCAUGUUUACGAAGAUAAAAAGGAAGCCUUACAAGCUGUCAAAUUGAUCAAAGGGUCCCGGUUUAAAGCUUUUCCAACAAGAGAAGAUGCUGAGAAAUUUGCUAGAGGGAUAUGUGAUUACUUACCUUCUCCCAGCAAAAAUAUGUCCUUACUGUCUCCUGUAAAGGCAAUGCCCCUCUGCAGCAAUGAUGGGCCAAAAGCAGAUGGCUUGUGCCUGGCUGAAUCAGAAACAGUAAACAAAGAACGAGCAAACAGUUAUAAAAACCCCCGUACACAGGACCUUACUGCCAAGCUGCGGAAAGCUGUUGAAAGAGGGGAGGAACACACCUUUUCUGAUCUUAUCUGGAGUAAUCCUCGAUAUCUAAUUGGUUCUGGGGACAACCCAACCAUUGUGCAAGAAGGAUGUAGGUACAAUGUCAUGCAUGUUGCUGCCAAAGAGAAUCAGGCGUCUGUGUGCCAGCUGACAUUAGAGACUCUGGAGAACCCUGAAUUUAUGCGUCUUAUGUACCCAGAUGAUAACAUGGACAUGCUACAGAAACGUAUCCUCUACAUUGUCGACCUGUAUCUUAAUACUCCUGACAAAGUGGUUUAGUUCAUUGUCAUCAUGGUGGGAAGCAUGGUGGCAUGCAGUCAAACCUGGUGCUGGAGAGUAGCUGAGAGUUCUGCGUCUGGAUCCACAGGCAGAAGGAAGAAGAGAGAUACUGGAGCUGGCUUGAGUUACUUUUUUUUUUUUUUUUUUUUAAGAUUUAUUUAUUUAUUCUAUGUAUGUGAGUACACUGUGGCUGUCUUCAGACAUACCAGAAGAGGGCAUCAGAUCUCAUUACAGAUGGUUGUGAGCCACCAUGUGGUUGCUGGGAUUUGAACUCAGGACCUCUGGAAGAGCAGUCAGUGCUCUUAACCUCUGAGCCAUCUCUCCAGCCCUUGAGUUACUUUAAAACCCCAAAGGCCACCCCCAGUGAUACACUUCCUCUAAGAAGGCCACACCCUCUAAUAUUGCCACUCCCUCCAACCAAGCAUUCAAAUCUGUGAGUCCAUGGGGACCAUUCCUGUUCAAACCACCACAUUCCAUUUGGCUAUAAAGCAAAAAUUCAUUUAGUCCAACUUCAGCAGUCUUCAUAGUCUAUAAUCUCAGCACUGUUUCAAAAUUCAAAAUCUCUUUAGAGAUUUUUCUCAUGGCAGUCUCUUAACUCUAAUCCCUAUAAAUUAAAAGUCAAAAAGCAGGUCAUAUACUUCAACAUACAAUGGCAUAGAUAAACUUUACGAUUCCAAAAGGGAAAACUGGGAACAUAAUGAGGAAAUACUAAACUGAUAGGACCAAGAAAUCAGCAGCGCAAACUCCAAACUCUGUAUUUCCGUGUCUGAUAUCGAAGCAUUCUUCAGAUUUCUAACUCCACUCAACUUUAUUGACUGCAGCACUCUUGGGUUGCUUCUAUACUUGGUUUGCAGUUUUCCUUGGCAGGUAUCCCUUGGCUCUGGCUUCUCCAGCAUCUUGGGCUCUCCAAAGCAACCUAGGCUUUACCUCCACAGUUUCACGAAAUGACCUCUCUGGGCCUCCAUGCAGGGUCAUCCCUGACAUUGCAGCAGCUUAGCAGUGGAGGGAUGUAGGGUUAACUGGCACCUGUUGUAGGGUUAUUGGGAGGGCUCAGGGCCACUUGGGGAGGCAGGAAGCAGGAAGUUGACCGGGCUUACCCCUCACAGCCCACUGGGCGGGUGUCUGACUGUAGGGCAGCCAUGGGACACCGAUCAGGGGUGGGAAGCACAGUCUGGGGCACAGGACACAGCCAGAGCUGGCUCAGGGGUUCCCAGGCCUGCAAGGAGGCUGGACCUGUCAGGUUCUCAGGCUCAUGUGCAUCCAGGCCCUUCUGGGAUGCUUCGGAAGAGCUGAGAAUGGAGUGGGGGCUGCCAGGCUUGAUGUAGCCUGGGGCCAAGGGGGAAAGGGGAACUCCGGCUGGUCCAGUAGGGGAGGUGGCUGGGAGCGCAGGGAGGUCUUCUUUGGGAGAUUAGAUAGCAGCUCUGUAGGCGAUGGCCUUCUCUGUGGCUCCCCACAAUAGAUCUUGAUGAAAAGAGACAGUCCAUGCUUUUAAGACAUUUAUUGUCAUGGAGGAAACUGGAGUAAAACCGUACCCCACUUCUCAGAGUGGGCCUGAGAUUAGAUACCUUUUGCAGGGAGGAGUGUCUGGGAAGAAAAGUUCAUUGGCUAGGCCUGGAGCCUCCAGGCCUUUAGGUACCUCAUUAGCAUGGAGAUCUAUCUAGAAACUACUUUACCUGUGAUCUCAUCCUAUACCUGUGGAGGGGCUUGGGGUGUUGCCCUUAUGUAACACAAAUCUAUAGAGGGCUGCGGGCUAGUGACGGGCAUGGCUUCCUGGGAGUCAGGUGAAACGCCUACUGUCCUUUCAGAGUGACUAAGGUCUUAAACCUCCUCUACUGGGAACUAGGGUGCCUUUCAGGGUCCCACAGAGGGUUGAUUCCACAACCACUUUCUUAUGUCCUUGACUCUAAGACCAGAAGCAGGUGGCCAAAGCUGCCAGGUUCUUCUGCUUGCUGUGGCUGGAACAGGUCCUCAAAUACAUUUCCACCAGCUUUCAGGUUUUGUUUUGUUGCUUGUUUCAUUUUUGUUUUGUUUUGAUUUGGGUUUUUUGUUUUUGUUGUUUUGGUUUUUUCAAGACAGGUUUUCUCUGUGUAGCCUUGGCUAGCUUUCUGGUUUUGAUGUUUUCUUUCACUGACUAAGCUUGGCUAUUUUAGAAAUUGCCCUGUAGAUCAGGCUGGCCUCAAACUCGAGAUCAGCCUGCCUCAAACUCCUGAGUGCUGGUAUUAAAACUUUUAAUUCCUUUUCACAAGUUGGAAGUUUAGUUGGGUAGGUGACACCCUGAGGGUUACCACUCACUCCUUUUAUUCUAUUUAAGAUCAGACUUUCUGUUAAAUUGUUGAUUUAACUCUGAACUUAACUCUGAUACACUCUAGUGCUCCUUUUCUCCUCUGUAUUUUGUAUUUUUUCUUGCUCAGCUUGCUCCUUUUCUUUAUAGUUCUGCAUAAAAGUCACUAUCAAUAACAAUAGGUUGCCCUGAAAUCUCUUCUCCCAAGGUCAUUAAUCCAAGAGUCAUUUUACCCUCAGGCAGAUUUUUUUGGACAAGGGCAAAAAAGCAGCCUUCUAUGCCCCUAGUAGCAUGGCCCAUUAAGUCCCACUUAAAGUGUCCACUUGGUUUUCUAUUCCAGAGUUCCAAAGUGUUUCAUAUUCCUCCAAACAAAACAUGGACAGGGGUGUUGAUGGCGUACACCUUUAAUCCUAGUGCUGUGGAGGCAGAGGCAGGUAAAUCUCUGUAAAUUCAAGGUUAGCUUGGUCUACAAAGUUGAGUUCCAUAAAAGCCAGGGCUACACAGAGAAACCUGUCUCCAAAAAAAAAAAAAAGUCCGAUCUCCAGUCCUAUCACAGCAGUACUCAAGUCUUUGAUCUUAGUCAUUGUUCUGUUGCUGUGAAGAGACAUGGUGACCAUGGUAACUCUUACAAAGGAAGGCAUUUAAUUGGGACUUGUUUACAGUUCACAGGUUUUUAGUCCAUUGUCAUCAUGGCAGGGAAUGUGGCAGCAUCCAAGUAGACAUGGUGCUGGAGAAGUAGUAUAAGAAUUCUACAUGUGGGUCCACAGGCAACAGGAUGAGAGAGAGCUACUGGGUCUCACUGGAGCUUCUGAUAUCCCCAUAGCCCACCCCUAGUGACAGACUUCCUCCAACAAGGCCACACCUACUCCAACAUUGCCACACCUAGUAGUGCCACUCCCUAGUGACCAAGCAUUCAAAUCUAUGAGGGCCAUUGCUAUUCAAACUACCAGGUGGUCUGUCUCACUGUGUUUGCAGCUCAGCUUCCUUCAGUAUGAGAGGUACUCUUUGCUUUUAUUGUUUACUCUGGCAGGGAGGAACCUAAUAAAUAUGGUCAAUUUCAGGGACUUCCUGAAGCUAUUUUGAGUUAUUUUUCCUUCCUGUUAAAGAGCUUCACCGCAGGAUGGAAAAUUUGAAUUUCAGAGAAAACUUACAGAACAAGGAUGGCAGGGGCAUGUAGCUUAGUAGAUAGAGUGCCUGCCUAGUUGUCAAUUAGUCCUAAUUAGGUUGUCAGCAGCAUAGAAAACUAUGGUGGUAUAUGCCUUUCGUUCCAGUACUUGGGAGGUAGAGGCAAGAGGAGUAGAAGCUUACCCAAUGAGUUUAAGGCUACUCUGUGCUAUGUGAGACUACGUGUUAAAACAAACCAGCCAACCCCAUGGCUCAGCAGUUGAAAUCACUAUAUAUAUAUAUAUAUAAUAUUUAUAUAUUA
Molecule: messenger RNA, 7638 nt
Organism: Rattus norvegicus (Norway rat)
Lineage: Eukaryota; Metazoa; Chordata; Mammalia; Rodentia; Muridae
Source: RefSeq, a predicted model, not a curated record